Molecule: messenger RNA, 3697 nt
Organism: Eleginops maclovinus (Patagonian blennie)
Lineage: Eukaryota; Metazoa; Chordata; Actinopteri; Perciformes; Eleginopidae
Gene: gjb8
Product: gap junction protein beta 8
Exons: 2
Coding region: 171-971 (266 amino acids)
Biological process (GO): gap junction-mediated intercellular transport; cell-cell signaling
Cellular component (GO): connexin complex
Molecular function (GO): gap junction channel activity
Source: RefSeq, a predicted model, not a curated record
CUCAGCUGUAAGACGCGCGAGCGGAACUCCGGUGGAGCGCGGGGGACACUUCAUCCAAAUCAUAAGGAUUAAUUUGUUUUUGUCUCAAUGGAAAGUCAUUGAGUGAUUUUUUGGGUGGAUAAUCUCCACAAAGACAGGUUGUCUGAUCAUCCCGAGUCCUCUCCGCCACAAUGAGUUGGGGGGCACUCUACGCCCAGCUGGGCGGCGUCAACAAACACUCCACCAGUCUGGGAAAGAUUUGGCUCUCUGUCCUCUUCAUCUUCCGCAUCACGAUCCUGGUUCUGGCUGCUGAGAGCGUCUGGGGGGACGAGCAGUCGGACUUCACCUGCAACACGCAGCAGCCGGGCUGCAAAAAUGUCUGCUACGACCACUUCUUCCCCGUGUCACACAUCCGCCUGUGGUGCCUGCAGCUCAUCUUUGUGUCCACUCCCGCACUGCUGGUGGCCAUGCACGUGGCCUACAGGAAACGUGGGGACAAGAGGACCAUGCUGGCCUCCAAUGGCACCGAUCGGAUGACGGAUAACGACCUGGAGACUCUGAAGAGGAGGCGCCUGCCGAUCACAGGCCCUCUGUGGUGGACCUACACCUGCAGCUUGUUCUUCCGCCUCAUCUUCGAGGGCGGCUUCAUGUACGCCCUGUACUUCGUCUACGACGGCUUCGAGAUGCCCCGGCUGGUGAAGUGCGAGCAGUGGCCGUGUCCCAACAAGGUGGACUGCUUCAUCUCCAGGCCCACGGAGAAGACCGUCUUCACCAUCUUCAUGGUGUCCUCUUCCGCCAUCUGCAUGGUGCUGAACGUGGCCGAGCUGGGCUACCUCAUCGCCAAGGCACUGAUGAGGUGCUCCACCAGGUCCAAAAAGAGGAACCUGGCGUACACGGACAACAUGAUACGGGAUAAUGCCAAUGUGCAGAACAAGAAGAACGAGAUGCUGUUGUCCUCCAGCACAGAUUCCACCAGUAACAAGAUGUGUUGAGGGACGAUGGUGGUACCAGAGGAGAAGAGAAGCAUGAACUGUAAAUCCAAACAUCUGCAAUGAUCACAGCCUGUGUCCACAGUUUGGUAGUUUGGAUCCAAAUGUGAGCGUCCAGAAGGUGAAACAGCUCGUGAAGCAGAUUUGAGGACGGGAAAUACCAGAACAGAGAUUAUUUAGGUAGACAGCAGCGUAUGUAGCCGACCUUUAACCCCCAUGUGUAGGGAAGUCACUGUAUCAUGUGCAUAUUUCCUACAUAUUGACUCAAAUGUGCCACUAAAGGCAGUCUUCCCUGAUGAAAAAAGAUCUAAACGAAUGGAUCAUAUAACAGCGUCAUUGUAAAUCCGAUAGGAUACCAGUGAGUGUUACUUAAAGAACUAAAUUAUCGUCUGUAUUUCAGCUAAUCCCCCUGUGUUUCCUGACAUGAAUGUGCAUCAAUGGAAAUAAAUGGGGGUGUAAAAACGGCAAUCCAUCUCAAACAUCCAUUUAUAAACUCUGAUACAACCCGUGCGCUAUUAACUCAGUCUCAUUUAUCCAUUUGUAUGUGUAUUAUGUCCAAAACACAUGCAUUUCUGAUCAAAUGGUACUUCAGAUUUGAAAAUGCAAGAAGCGAGCUUACGCAAGCGAGACAAUCUAUGCAACAGUGUUUUAAAUAGUAAUGUUAAACCAAAAAUGCAUGUUUUUGAGAGGUUGUGAGCAUACGACUGUAUAAGUGAGACUUAGAUUAUAUUUCAGGACUUGCAUGAGAGUUUUUGAGUGAAGGUUUGAGAUGCCCCCGGUGCUGUUUGCUGUUUUUUUUAAUGCAGCCCCAACUUACUUCCAUUCAUCCAGAUUUUUCCAGCGUUUUGAUUGUUUGUUGACUGUGAAAGCAUCCAAGAUUUCUUCAAGAUCUCAAGGUUACACAGGGUGCUUAAUGGAUAUACAAAUGAUCAUUUUGUGGGUGAAGUGUUCCUUUUUAAAGAGCGUGAUUCAGGUAGUAUUUUCAUAAAAGAUAUAUCUUUGGAUAUGUGGAUCAUCCACAUUAGUGUCACCUUACUGUUCACGCAGCGGAUGGUUGAGUUUUAUUGAAGAUUUUGUAUUUAUUGAUAACAGUUUGAAGUUGCUUUAAUGUUUUGAAGCGGGGAGAUUGAGUCGACACUGACAUCUAGUGGUUCUGAGAGGAACCCCUGAGAGCACAAGCACCGUCCCUUAAAGCCUGGAGGAUUUAUGUGGUGUUGAACAAGAAAAAGGAGUACAAAUGAAGUCAUGAAAAGUGAAUGAAAAGUGCCUUUCGGAUUUACGUUCCUAGUGUUUAGUUUACAAGAGCUGACCUUUUUAUUUGACAUAUGUUUUACAGCUAUUGAUGAAAGCUUGUUUGUUUUGAAUCAAGUGACUGUAGCUUGAAGUUUGAUAAAUCCUAGUUCAAUAACUUUUUAGAGUUUUUGUGUUUAUAAUUACAGAUGAGUGUGUUGCACAGGUUGAGAUUAUGAUACACUACACCACAGUAGUCAAUCAAUCAGAAUGUCUUUUGUCUUUUACUUGAACUGAAAGUGUUUGAAGUGUGUCUUUUACAUGAGUGAAACGACCUAAACACACUGACAAUGUGUUGCUUAUUUUCACAAAUGCACGCCAUGUGAUAAAAUAUAUUAAAAUAUUUAAGUUUGGACUCUUUGAGAUGCUUAUAUUCUUCAGUCACCAUAUUGCAUAAUUAAUGCAAAUCUGGAUAUUGAAGUCUUGAAAGAAGAGGCAAAAAACAGAUGUCCCAAGACUCAAAAUCAUAGAUUUAGAAAUACUAAAAGGUGUUAAAACAUUCUGAAUCUUAUUUUGAAUCUCAAGAUGCUUAAUGUUUGUAAAGAUUCAGAGAUUUAAAGACAUUUCACUCAAUAAUUUUGCAUUUUUAACAUUUAUUUUGGCCCUCUGAAGUUGCUUUCAUCCUCCAAGUUUAUAUUUCAAAACUAGGAUCAUCAUUUGGGAUCACAACUAACUAAUGUCUGUUAUCAUCGGCUGAUUCCUAACCCCAAUAUUCACGUUAGUGUUGAAGCUAAUAAUCAAACUUGUUUUAAAACUCAGUCCAGACGUUUAGAUCCUCCUGUUGUAUUUUGGAUUUGUGUUGUUGCCGCAGUGUGUACUGAUCCCAGCUGGCUGUAUCAGCUUUCAGCAUGUGCCUUAUUUUAGCCCCAGCACUAAUCACCGCUCGGCCUCUUAACGUGACGAACUUCGGCCGAUCUCAAAGUGAAAAUGUCUUUGUCCUCCCUCCACAUCCAGGAAUAGCUGAUUUGGAUUAGUCACAUCUGUGUUGUGUGGACAAAGUUUGGAAAAGAGAUGUGGGAGACAAUUUCAAUCCUAUUUAUUGACAUGUUAUGACUGAUGCAGUUCUGUGGAGUUACAGAAUGAAGAGAAAUUGAAAAUCUAGAAAAAUGCUGAGUCAUGCAUGAUUUCAGACAAAGUAUUCUGUAUGUAGAUUGACAGAAACAAGACCGUGUGACUUCAAAUACAUUUUUGUGUGUGUCUGCUCUACAUUGACCUUUAACCCCUUGCUUUCUGUAACAGCCAAAUGACAUUUUGAUGCAACAUGUACUGUGAUGGCAAUGAGGAGUUUUUAAGGGAUGAACCUGAUUUUUGCAGUUUUGAGAUUUUAACAUUUUUCUAUCCAGAUGUUUUCCCACUCUUUAAUAUUCUGAUUUAACAGCAAGCAAACGUACUAAUGAACAGACAGUUUUCUGAGCACAAAAUAAAAAGAGUGUUUGUAA